CGCGUAUCAACAACGACUCGUCUCUGCCAGUGCCCUUUGCUAAGCUCCACUGCCCCUGCGAUUGUCGACUCUGGACCUCCUCAACGGCUUAUCAAGCUCGAGAAAUAGUAUUCACUCGCCAAGCGUUGCCUCAUAUUUGACACAUGUGACCAGUCUCCUUGCGCAACGUUCUUUGUGUAAACAUUCAGGCUCAUUAGACGCAACACGAAACAACAACAUCAAUAAAUUCUGUCAAUCAAAGCAGCCUACCUGCACAUGCUGUUCCGUUUGUUUUGGAGCCACACUCAAGCUUUGCACAGAUUUCUCCUCUUACUUACUCGUUGCUUUUGUUCUUGCAUUUUACGGCGACUAUGCGCCCAGCCUAGUUGACAUUGACAAAGCUGAAACCUGCUCGAAGUAUCUGCGGCGCACAACAUCGCCAUGUUUUCAUGGUUGACAGGCUCCAAGCUGGUGGAGAACCCGUCAGAGAAUGUUGACGACACGUGCCUUGAGCCUCCCGAAACACCUGCGCCCGUAUUUGCAGUGCGAGCUAUGAAACACGCGAUAUGGGGCACUCCGCAAGCCCUUACUACGGUUGAUUCAACACGACUUUCCAAGAAGCGAAAGGCACCUGGGAAGACCGAGGCAAAGUGUACAACGGAUUUCGGCGCACUUGGGGACACAAAUAUGAGCAAUUAUUCGCCUACGAAAGCGGGUAUUCUGAUGACCCCAGGAACAGUGCGUGGCAAGAAGAAGGAAGUUACAUUUGGCGCGCAGGUUGUGGACAAUGAAAACAAAAGGCCUAGUCGGUCUGGUUUGCCUCACGACUUUCCUGGCAAGUUCCCCAGCCCAUGGACGCCGAAGUUAACAGAGAAGAGUGGGGCUCAAUUCCCUAAGAAUAACUUAAACAAUGCUCUGUAUGAAGCUAAAGCUACUGGCACGACGCUGAGGCGACAGAAAGGUCGUGCGAAGGAUGACGCGGAUAUUACUAUUGACAUCAUGGAGCCGAGAUCAGAGUCUGGACGACAUUGGAAGGAACAAUACUUAAUGUAUCAAAAACAGUCGGAGGAGCAUAUCAAUAAGCUCACUGCCAAGUAUAAGCUUUGCAAAGAGCACGCAAAGAAAAAGGAUGAAGAAGCAAAUGAGUUCAAACGCCAGUUGGAAAGCAUCAGCAAACGACAUCGAGCUCGAGAGAAGGAGCUGGAGAAGCAGAUCAAGGAGCUUCGUGAGCAGCUAAGGCUACAGAUGGCUGAGAAUAUGAAAACAUCGACUGAAAUUUCGGUGUUGCGAAGCAAAACUGGAGAUGUCACGGCAAAACCGAGCACGGAAAAGCUCAAGCAAGCCUUGCUUAAAUUGGAGGCCAGCGAUGAUGCAUUAGUUCGAGUAAAUGAGCGGCCCGAGGACGAGGAGGAGGAUCACGCAAUGACGCGAGCAUACUUGCAAGCUGCCGUCGUUCAGACUCGUGGUGAACAUGCAAGGCACAGCCGAGGCAACAAGGAGUGGCGACUAGCGUGCAAAACCGAAUCAGUGGCACGUCAAGACUCAGUGGUUACCCCGAGCUCGCACUUCGAGAUGGGAGUCUCAGAUUUGGAGCAGAGUCCGACACCACGUCCUAGCGCAGAUGCUAGGAAGCCGCUUCGUCGCAUUCUCGCUGACAUGAGCCCAAACAUCCCCUCAAGCCCACCGAUGCCAAGUUUCUUCUCCGAAUCUGAUCACGAGAGAAUAAUGGCGCAAAUUUCAAAGCCAUCGAACGAUAUCAAGCAUGGUGUGCCUAAUGGACAUUCACCAACGCAUCGAGAAGCGAUGGCAGAGGCAGCGGCUUCUCUUGCACAUCAUCACGAUAUUGGAAAUCUUGAGGAUAUAGCGCCAAUGUCGAAACUCAGUUUGCAGACCCAAAGGCCUGUUACGACACGCAAACACACUGCAAUGCCAAAAGGCAGUCUUGAUAUCCCGAAUGGAAAGCAUAAACGAUCUGAUGCAGCCUCAGCUAUCGCAGUUUCCACUGGUCUGAGCGAAGUAAGGGCAAAGGCUGCUCAGGCGCGAUUAGAAGCGAGGCGUGCUAAGAGACAUUCGAGGCUACGAUAAUUGUCUUGGCUAUUAGUUUUGCUUAGAAAAGUUCGCAUCCCUUAAUUGACUGGGUACGAUUGACGAAUACAAUACGGUGAAAUUGGACAAUCAUUAAGGCGUAGCGAUAGUUCUUAGUCUCUUCAAUUUAACCUUUUU
Messenger RNA from Verruconis gallopava, 2202 nucleotides. RefSeq lists its product as uncharacterized. Lineage: Eukaryota; Fungi; Ascomycota; Dothideomycetes; Venturiales; Sympoventuriaceae. Bases 421 to 2064 code for a protein of 547 amino acids. The transcript is spliced from 2 exons. The record is from RefSeq and is a predicted model, not a curated record.